GUUGAAUUGAUCAAUUAUGUGCUCGGCGUUGUUUGAAAGGAAGCUGAGAAUUGCAACUGCUUACAAGAGAAUGGAUGGACGGUGGAUGCAACUUCUCAAAUGGUGACUGUGAAGAAAGAAGACACUCAAAUUGAGAACAACAGUUUUGGAGACUUAUCCUUUGGCAACCAAGACACAUCAGCCAUGGCAACGGUUCUGGAACAGGAGGAAGAACUCACGGGAAACCUCAAACAUAACAAUGCGGUGCAUCUCUGGUCCAAGAUCAAAGGAAAGGAGGAUCUGACUGCUCUUUGGUAUCGACUUAAUGAAGAGAAAGCUGAGUGGAUUAUAUGUUACCGGCUGAAUCAGGAUAAUGAUGACAAGACUUACCCUAAAACAAGCCAUGUUGGUUUUGGUUUUGUCAAGCCAAAAGAUGGCAAACCAUUUAGAACUCGAGAUUCAGAUGUGGUCCCUUUAAGUUAUUUGCUAGAUGAUGCCAAGACUCGCAGUAGAGAUGUUCUUAUUGAGUGCGGUAUAAAUGCCUUUGUUACUGUUUACAUUUUGACAGGAAAGCUAGUGUUGAAUCAUGCGGAUGAACGAGCACUAGGACUUCACUCGCUACGAUUUUCUGAGACUGUUGAGGAAGUAUUUACCAAGCGUACUGUGCAAGUACCUCUUUAACUUAUCUGAAUACUACAAGUUCUACACAAAUUUUCAGGUAUGUUAUCAAACAUUCUAUACUAAAAGUUGUCCUGAUUC
Molecule: messenger RNA, 738 nt
Organism: Arabidopsis arenosa
Lineage: Eukaryota; Viridiplantae; Streptophyta; Magnoliopsida; Brassicales; Brassicaceae
Source: the annotation of a GenBank genome assembly